AAGGUAAGGCUAAAAGGGUAGUUGAUUUUUUCCGCUGACGGAGAAAGGCGGUGUGCGACGGCAGAUAAAAAUUACGAAGUCUACGAGGAAUUCGUAGUAUUCGUUCUUCGCUCUUUGCUCUUCCUCAUCUACCUCGUCUUCUCUCUCAUACGCUCCUCUUCAUUUCUCUUUUGCCGGUCUCAUGGCAGGCCGCUACGAUCCCAAUCCCUUCGAAGAAGAGGAUGUUAAUCCCUUUGCGAACACAAGUGCCGUUCCCCCUGCAUCUAAUUCUAGGUUAUCACCUCUUCCUCAUGAACCCGCUGGCUUUUUCAAUGUUCGUGGUGCAACAGUUGAUAUUCCCCUUGAUUCCAAUGUGGAUUCCAGAAGGAAGGAGAAAGAACUUCAAGCAAAGGAAGCUGAAUUGAGGAGGAGGGAGCAGGAUAUAAAACGAAGGGAAGAUGCUGUAGCUCGGGCUGGAAUUGUAUUAGAAGAAAAGAAUUGGCCACCAUUUUUCCCUAUUAUUCAUCAUGACAUUGCAAAAGAAAUACCUGUUCACGGUCAGAGGUUGCAGUACCUGGCAUUUGCUUCUUUUUUAGGAUUGACUGCAUGUCUGUUUUGGAAUCUUAUUGCUGUUACAGCUGCUUGGAUCAAGGUUUCAAAUGUGAAAAUUUGGUUACUUGCCAUCAUCUACUUUAUUUCGGGGUGUCCCGGAGCCUAUGUAUUGUGGUAUCGACCUCUUUACAAUGCCAUGAGGACUGAAAGUGCUCUGAAAUUUGGGUGGUUUUUCCUUUUUUACGUGCUUCACAUUGCGUUCUGCAUCUUUGCUGCUGUUACUCCUCCUAUUAUCUUCAAGGGAAAAUCACUAACUGGUAUCUUGGCAGCUGUAGAUGUUAUUGGAGAUUCUGUUAUAGUUGGGGUAUUCUACUUCAUUGGAUUUGGGUUCUUCUGCAUUGAAUCAUUGCUGAGCAUAUGGGUUAUUCAGCAAGUUUACAUGUACUUCAGAGGAAGUGGGAAGGCUGCAGAGAUGAAGCGUGAAGCAGCUCGUGGUGCCAUGAGGGCUGCCAUAUGAAAAUCACAAUUAUUCAACAUUUCUCCACAUUUGUAGAAGACGACGGUUUGUUGUAGCCGGGUAACAUAGGUUUCUUUUUGGUGUUUGGUUGCUUGUGCAGCAGUUUCUUCUUCAUUAAAAGAGUAGGAAUGAUUUCUGAGCAUGCCUUUUUUUUUUCUCCUUUUUCUUUAAUCGAGGGCUUAUAAAUUUGUUCAUGUUAAAGAUAUGCGUUUUACAUACAUUAAUUGUUGCAAUUAAUGGUUUAGAAUUAAGAUUAAUAUUUUGAAGUUGAAAUAUUUGUGUUUGAUAAUGUAUUUAUGCACUGCUUGCAUUUUCUUUCACAAA
Dendrobium catenatum is the source of this 1372-nucleotide messenger RNA. RefSeq names its product secretory carrier-associated membrane protein 2. The transcript has 12 exons. Gene Ontology annotation, cellular component: trans-Golgi network membrane; recycling endosome membrane. Lineage: Eukaryota; Viridiplantae; Streptophyta; Magnoliopsida; Asparagales; Orchidaceae. The record is from RefSeq and is a predicted model, not a curated record. Bases 182 to 1048 code for a protein of 288 amino acids. Gene Ontology annotation, biological process: protein transport.